GUCGAGCCGAGAACUACGUGUUCUGUGCGCUUGUCGCGUUUGAAAAAAUGGUUUUGUGAGCAGUGUGUGUGAUUAUCUCAUAUUUGUUCAGUGAAAAACUAGUAUUUACUGUGUUUUGUGUGCCAUUUUGAGGAUUAUCGGCCCCGUUUUCAAGGGGAAUAUGUAGUAAAAGAAGAAUUAAGCGACACCCUUUCUGGAGCAGAGUGCAUCCCUUCAUGUGACCUACAGCUUGGGGACCUCUCGCUGCCGCUCCCCGAAUUUUUCCUGGACGAGGCACUCAAGCUUGUGGACUUGGAAGAUGAAGCUGCUGAGGAGGGGUACAUAAAUCUGAAAGAUUUAGAAAAUCUAUCCUUGGAUGCAGCAAACGUAAGCACAUCAGCCGAAGGUACAAAUGUAACAUCGUCUGAUUCUUUAAAGAAAGCUGAUGAUCCCACUGCUUCAUCAGAAGACAGUCUCCUUGCUAAGGAAGCCGACAACGAAUUCGAUUUUCUAGACGACAUGAUCCAAACACCGCAGUUUCACCAUUCCCAUCACAGGGGUGGCUUCCAA
Messenger RNA from Acanthoscelides obtectus, 549 nucleotides. The record is from the annotation of a GenBank genome assembly. NCBI's taxonomy places the organism in Eukaryota, Metazoa, Arthropoda, Insecta, Coleoptera, Chrysomelidae.